This is a messenger RNA of Drosophila subpulchrella, 1825 nucleotides long. Its product is annotated as probable cytosolic Fe-S cluster assembly factor GE22682. The record is from RefSeq and is a predicted model, not a curated record. The transcript has 4 exons. Gene Ontology annotation, cellular component: cytosolic [4Fe-4S] assembly targeting complex. Gene Ontology annotation, molecular function: 4 iron, 4 sulfur cluster binding. Bases 85 to 1527 code for a protein of 480 amino acids. Gene Ontology annotation, biological process: iron-sulfur cluster assembly. Lineage: Eukaryota; Metazoa; Arthropoda; Insecta; Diptera; Drosophilidae.
AUCAUUUUUUUUAACGUUCACCCCUAUCAUAUUUUUAAGACUUUUUGUUGCAGUAAUUCCUAUUAAAGGAACCUUAGUAAAGCCAUGUCAAGAUUCAGUGGAGCCUUACAGCUCACCGAUAUAGAUGACUUUAUCACGCCGUCACAGAUUUGCAUUAAACCCUUGCAAACCGUGCUCAUAGACAAGUUGACGUCGAGGACUGGAGCCAAAAUCACCGUAAAGGGAGACAGCUAUUUUGAGGAAUCUGAGAGUGGUAACCAAAAACUUCAAAAAGUAGAAAUCACUCUGCAAGACUGCCUGGCCUGCUCAGGGUGUAUAACUUCCGCCGAAGGCGUUCUGAUCAACCAGCAAAGCCUGGACGAGCUUCUCAAGGUCCUUUCUGAGAACUCAAAAAAAAAGGCGCGUGGGGAGUGCGAUAAUGUGCAUACCAUUGUGUUCACUGUGGCUACCCAGCCUUUACUGAGUUUAGCUCAUCGAUAUCAGAUGGGAGCGGAGGAUGCUGCGCGCCAUUUAACAGGAUACUUCCGCAGUUUGGGAGCCGACUAUGUUUUGUGCACCAAAGUGGCCGAUGAUCUAGCGCUGCUUGAGUGUCGUCAGGAAUUUAUGGAACGGUACCGCGAAAACAACUCCUCGACCAUGCUCACCUCUUCUUGUCCGGGGUGGGUAUGCUAUGCGGAAAAGACUCAUGGGAACUUCAUACUGCCUUUCGUUGCCACCACCCGAUCGCCGCAGCAAAUAAUGGGAGUGCUAGUGAAGCAAUACUUAGCCGACAAGCUGAAUAUUCCUGGAUCGCGCAUCUACCAUGUGACAGUGAUGCCCUGCUACGAUAAGAAGCUAGAGGCCUCUCGUGAUGACUUCUUCAGCAAACUGAACAAUGCGCAGGACGUGGACUGUGUAAUCACAUCAGUUGAGGUUGAACAGAUGUUGACCAAGCACCAGCGAGUACUGGCGGAAUACGACCCCGAUGAUCUGGACUGGCCCUGGUCUGAAAUAAGACCAGAAUUCAUGGUGUGGGCCCACGAGGCGACCCUGUCUGGUGGUUACGCAGAACACAUAUUCAAGUUCGCUGCUCGAGAGCUCUUCAACGAGGAAACACCGGAAAAGCUUGAGUUCAAACAACUUAGAAAUCGCGACUUUCGAGAAAUAAUUCUUGAAAAGAAUGGCAAGGUCGUCUUAAAAUUUGCUAUUGCCAACGGCUUCCGGAACAUACAAAACCUGGUUCAAAAACUGAAGCGUGGAAAAGGUGCACAUUACCAUUUUGUAGAGGUUAUGGCAUGUCCUUCAGGCUGUAUUAACGGAGGUGCACAGGUACGACCCAUAACCGGGCAGCAUGUUCGCGAGCUUACCCAGCAACUAGAGGAAAUGUACCAGAAGCUUCCACGAUCCCAGCCCAAAAACGCUUUAACAAAACACAUAUACAACGAUUUUCUGGACGGCUUUCAAACGGAAAAAUCCUAUAAACUGCUUCACACUAGUUACCAUGAUGUGACAACUCAGCUCAGUACAUCUCUAAAUAUUAAGUGGUGAAAGUAAAUUGCUCUGCAUUACUUUCUGUUAAAUUUACAGUCAUAGCAUAUGUUAAGUUUUUAGGAAUCAAUAUUAUUUGUUUACAUUGGUAGAUUGAUGAACUUUUUUGUGCGAGCUACAGUUUUCAGUCGGCUGAACUCCAACAAUUAGGUCGGUGGCUGGAGUUCCUAUUAUAGCUAUACUAAUGAUGGUCAAAAAAAAAAAAAUAUAAAUUGAUUAUCUUUCGUUUUAAUAUUUUAAGUUAAAAAACUAACUGCUGCGCCGAUCAGGUUGACUUUUUAAUAAACCGUUAAAAUAA